Messenger RNA from Hirundo rustica (Barn swallow), 815 nucleotides. RefSeq names its product yippee like 4 (gene YPEL4). NCBI's taxonomy places the organism in Eukaryota, Metazoa, Chordata, Aves, Passeriformes, Hirundinidae. Bases 1 to 609 code for a protein of 202 amino acids. The transcript has 5 exons. The record is from RefSeq and is a predicted model, not a curated record.
AUGGCGGUGACGCGGGGGUCCCGGGCCCGGCGCCCCCCGCCCGCCGCGCCCGCGACGGAAGCCGCCCCCCUUUUCGGCCUCCUUCUGCCGGGGGACCCCGGCGGAGCCCCCCGAGCCCGGCCGGGCGGGACGGCGGCUCUGGGCGCGCUGCUGCGCUGCUUCCCCUGCGAGCGGCUGUGCGGGGGCUGCGCGGUGCCCCCCGGGGCGCUGCCCCCGGCCAUGCCGCCCCCGGCCCGCCGCCGCCUGCCCCCGGCCGCCCGCCUGCCCCCGCGCACCUUCCGCAGUUACCUGCCGCGCUCCCACCGCACCUACAGCUGCGUCCACUGCCGGGCGCACCUGGCCCGCCACGAGGAGCUCAUCUCCAAGUCCUUCCAGGGCAGCCACGGCCGUGCCUACCUGUUCAACUCCGUGGUGAACGUGGGGUGCGGCCCGGCUGAGCAGCGGCUGCUGCUGACGGGGCUGCACUCGGUGGCCGACAUCUUCUGCCAGAGCUGCAAGACCACCCUGGGCUGGAAAUACGAACAGGCAUUCGAGAGCAGCCAGAAGUACAAGGAGGGGAAGUUCAUCAUCGAGAUGUCGCACAUGGUGAAGGAGAACGGCUGGGACUGAGGCGGGGGCGCAGCUGGGACCAGGGUCGCGCUGGGUGACCCCCUCCUUGGCACCUUCCCUGUGCCCCUCGGUUUCCCCUUGUGCGGCACCAGCCGCGGAGCUUGGGGGGGCUUUUUAGGGCAAUAAAGGCUUUUUUUUUUUUUUUUUUUAGGAAGGUGCUGGUUGUCACCUGCCCCCGGUGCUGCCACCACCCCUAGCUCACCCUG